UUUCCGAAAUAAUAUUUCUGGAGACAAAAAAUGCAGUUUUUAACUACGUACAUUUCAAGUUUCCUUAUAUUCUAUACUUCUUUUAUUCGAACAGAAAACAUUACAUUAUGUACAGAGAAGCAGAUAAAGUAUACAUAUACAACAUGUGAUGAUAAGGGUAAUCAUUGGAGAGUUCAAGUUCCAUUAACUAAUGAUUGUUCACUAAAAACACCUUUGGCCCCUACCUUAGGGCUUCCGUGUGAUUUCUCUUGUGCUCCCGGACAAUAUUUAGAUAUAUUAAUUCAAAAAUGUUUAAAUUGUCCAGAAGGAUUAUUCUCAGCUGGUGAUACUAAAAGAUAUUCAACUUGGCCAUCUCUUCCUGAAGGUUUUUCUACACGAGGUUCUGAAGGAGAUGAUCAGUCAACAGAAGCAGGAAAUAAAUGUGCUGAUGCUGUUUGGUCGGCAAGAGAUGAUUACUUGGAAUCAAACGGAUCAUAUUGUAAAUCAAUCCUCAUUUAUGAAGUCAUUCUAGCAAAGCCUGGAAAUAUAACUUUUACAGUUAGAUCUGGUGAUGAAUCUUCUUUUUUUCAUGCAUAUGUAAAAGAUUCAGUAUGUGCCACUAGUUACCAAUAUAUGAGUGACCAAGACAAGUAUAUUUCACUUUCAAGAGAUUGGGAAACGUACAGUCUUAGAUUGCAGAAAGGUUUAAACACAGUGUUUUUCACGGCUGCAAAUUAUGGAAGUAUGUACACAGAAGACUCAACUGGAGAACAGUAUGAAACUGACACAGAAAAAACAGUCAUGAUAAAGGAUAUAUUGGUGGCAGGUUUUCCAUUUUCUAAUGAAUGUGAGUGGUGUCCACCAGGUACAUUCAGUCGAGAAGGAGCAAGUUUUUGUGAAAGUUGUGAAGCAAAUACAUUUUCAAAAGGUGGGGCAGGCGUGUGUGAAAAAUGUUCAGAAGAUGAAUAUUCAUCUCCAAAAUCACAAGAAUGUCGCAAAAGAAAACCUUGCACUGAAAAUGAUUUUGAUGAAUAUUGGACACAAUGUGAAAAUGGAAAAACAAACAAAGUUUAUAAAUGGCUGGAACCUCAAAUAUGCAGCUCAACUAUUUCAAAUGCAGUUUCCUUACCUAAACCAUCUGAAAAAGUUGAUUGUCCACCAUGCAACCCUGGGUUUUAUUCUAAUGGAACAGAUUGCGUUGUGUGUCCUAAGAACACAUACAGUAAUGGGAGAGAAGAGUGUAAAUCGUGCCCACCUCAUACAAAGGGUAAACCUGGCUUACAAUUUCGGUUUUGGAACAAGCUUCCUUUGAGUGGUCCAAUUCACUUGUAUUGUUUGUCCAAUCCAGGAUAUGAAAAUGGCUGUCGCACGCCAACUGGGUGGUCAGUUUACAAUUCAUACAUUUCUACUGGUAUUGGUCAUUCUGAUGAUGCAGAAUUAGUUAUGUAUAUAGAUGUAACUGCAUUCACUGAAGAUCAGUCAACAUUUACAAUGACAUUUGAACAGUUCUGUCAAAAUGAUGACCUAUGUCGAACAAAGUUCCAAGAAGUAGAUGCAGGUCACACUGUACAUGACAUUCAAACGUUUGAGGGGACUUUACCAAAAAGAACUUUUGCACAUAAUCGACAUUCAAGAUAUGGCGUAAAAUACAGAAUUGUUUUUGAAAAAAAAUAUAAUCCAGAUAUUCAAUCAUUCAAGUCUCUAAUGUCAAGAUUAAUGAUUUACAGUAUUGAUAUAACUAAUGUUGAAAAUGGUGGUACAGAAACAUGUGCACAAUGUGUUGAUGGAAGUGAUUGCAUCAACUGCAAACCAGGGCAUUAUAUUGAAUCUGAAAAAUGUAUUCCAUGUCCUGAAAAUACAUACCUACCACCUUUGUCAACCACAUCAAAACUAUCACUUGAAAUGUGUCAAAAAUGUCCUGAUGGCCUUGUCAGUGAACCAGGUUCAAGUUCGUGUUAUUCUAACUGUUUAUACAAUGUUUCAAGUGAGCAAUCUGCUAAAGUCUACAACUUCUCUGCACUUGCUGGAUUUCAUCUGGUCAAGGGUGCUUCACAAUUUACUUCAAAAGGUUAUCAGUUUUAUCAUAUGUAUAAUAUUAGUUUGUGUGGCCACACCCGUCAAGAAAGUGUAUGCGUUGAUAACUCAACUCAGACUAAUUCAUUGGAAUCAGACUUUUUUGUUCGAGGUGGUGUUUGUCGCUCUACAAUGGUUCCUGAUGAUGGAAGCAGUAUAAGUGCGCAAGUGAUGAGUGUUGGGCAAAGUCUUCUCCAUAUCAAGCCAUCACUUAGUGAAAUGGAUGAAAAUGUUAACAAAACCAAAGUCUUGAAGUCAUCAAAGUUUGGUAGCCUGUCGUUCACCUUCUUUUCAAACAGGUUUACUCAGAUAUGCAAGAAUGGAACAACAUCUAUUGUUCACUUGGUUUGUGAUCCUAAAGAAUAUGGCACUAAUGCUAUUCAAAUUGGUAGCAGCAAUUGUAAUACAGAAACUUGUGAUGGAUGCAAAUUUGAAUUUACAUGGAAAACCAUGCAUGCAUGCCCCAAAUGUAGUGAAAGUGAUUAUGAAGCUAUUGCUUCAGGAUGUGAAAAUGGUAUGAAAAAAACUCGCUUUGUGUGGAAGGAACCGCGCAUUUGUGUUAAAAGUGUUGAAAAACCAGCAGAUGUUGUUAUUGAAUGUUCAAUUCUUGAAAAAAGUAUAUUAGAUUUCAAGCUUGCAAUUGUUGCUUUUCUGUUUGGUGCUAUUUUGUUAGCCAUCCUUGUUGUAUACUUGUGUUGCAGAAAUAGAAGCUUAAGUUAUAAGUAUAAUCGAUUAGUUGAUAUCAGUAUGGCAAAAGAUGGCGAAUUUCCUGAAUCUGAAAAGUGUGCUCUCGAAGUUGGAGAAGAAGAUGAAGAGGUUACUGUAUCAAAAGGAAAAGGUGGUUCAAAGUUUUUAAAACGCAUCAAGGGUCUCCGAAAGAAAAAAGAUCAACAAUUUUCUGAAUUUGCAACAAUUAAUCUUGAUGCAGCAAAUGAUGAUUCAGCAGAUGAAGAUGAAAUAUAAGUUUUUUUAAAUUUAGAAUAGCUCGUAGAACCGUGACGAAAUUUUGUGACAACAUUUUUUUUAUUAUUAUAUGGUGAUUGUUUUUAUAAUUUUUACUGAAUUUAUUUUCGUAUUUUAUUUUAUUUUUUAUAUAAAUAACUCCUAUACGUCAUUGGUUGGCAAUUUUUUUAUUUUAAGUUGUUACUAUUUUGAUAUUGAAUUGGUUUAUUAUUGCCUCAGCAACAACAUACUUUUUAAUUUAUUUGUCAAAUUUAUUUUUUAUUUAUUGAAAUUUUGUUUUUUAUUUAAAUUUAUUAUUUAACAGAAAAUAAAUUUGUGUGCGAUUUUUUUGGAAACAUUUUUGUGAAAAAAUAAAUUUUCAUUAAAUUGUAGUUUGCUUGUUGACCAGAACGGAUACAACCAGGUGCGCGUAACACAGAAAUGCAAAAAGUUAAAUUAAAAGCAAAUAAAAAUUAUUAUUAACGAAAUAUAGCAACAAUUUUAGUAGCAACGUAAAGUAAAAGUAUUUGAAAUUUGGAAACACAGAAAUGCUCGAA
Messenger RNA from Hydra vulgaris (swiftwater hydra), 3551 nucleotides. Its product is annotated as endosome/lysosome-associated apoptosis and autophagy regulator family member 2. Lineage: Eukaryota; Metazoa; Cnidaria; Hydrozoa; Anthoathecata; Hydridae. The record is from RefSeq and is a predicted model, not a curated record. Gene Ontology annotation, cellular component: membrane.